AUGUCGAAAGGAAAGGGAGGAGUCGACCAGCUCGUGAAGCUCAUCGUCGGAGCUGGACAGGCGUCGCCCAGUCCCCCAAUUGGUCCCGCGCUUGGAAGUAGGGGUGUUAAGUCGAUGGAUUUCUGCAAGGAGUUCAACGCGAGGACAGCACACAUCACCACCGGCACGCCGAUGCCCUGCCGCGUAACCGUACGGCCUGACCGAUCCUUCACCUUCGACAUACGGACGCCACAGACGUCGUGGCUUCUCCUCAACGCCGCCAACGUGCCCGAGAUUAACGGAAGGAGGAAGGGAGCGAGCAAUCCGGGCAAGGAGACGGUGGGGACGAUCAGCCUCAAGCACGUUUACGAGAUUGCCAAGAUUAAGCAGACGGAGCUGAGGUUGUCGGGGCUUUCUACGGAGGGAAUGUGCAAGUCGAUUAUAUGGCAGGCGAAGUCCAUUGGUAUCGAGGUGAUUCCGUGA
Molecule: messenger RNA, 462 nt
Organism: Scedosporium apiospermum
Lineage: Eukaryota; Fungi; Ascomycota; Sordariomycetes; Microascales; Microascaceae
Product: 50S ribosomal protein L11
Exons: 2
Coding region: 1-462 (153 amino acids)
Biological process (GO): translation
Cellular component (GO): mitochondrial large ribosomal subunit; ribosome
Molecular function (GO): structural constituent of ribosome; large ribosomal subunit rRNA binding
Source: RefSeq, a predicted model, not a curated record